AUGAUUGGUGAAAAGAGCCGCAAAAAUGCGAAGGGAAUGGAAGACGGGCUGAAUGAUGGUAGCGUUGGCAAAAAUGUGCCAUUGCCAGUAUGCGAGGAUUUCUAUGGAAAGGAGGAUUGUUUGAAGAAGGAAACCAUCGCGAUUUGCGGAACGAAUGACUGGAACCAAAUGAGAAGUUCGCUCAUCACUCUGACCAACAAGGAGAGAAUAUGCGCGCCACCACCGGAAAUUUAG
Messenger RNA from Caenorhabditis bovis, 234 nucleotides. The record is from the annotation of a GenBank genome assembly. Lineage: Eukaryota; Metazoa; Nematoda; Chromadorea; Rhabditida; Rhabditidae.